ACCACCAAGAAGGCAUCUACUUUCGAUGACCACAGAGUAAUGUCAAAACACAGAUGUGUUUACCUGAUACAAUGAAAGCCAACCUGAAGCUUAGAGCAAUACACGGACCUUCAUGUACCUGGCUGUCGGUGUUUGUUUUCCAGUGCUGCUUCCAACUAAGUGCUUCCUUGAUUUACUGGACUGCCUAUGUGGAAGUCAGAUACUUUGACAGCGUAUCUAAUGAAACUGUGGGCAGUAUAUGUGAGUGUGGCGUGUUUGGAGUGGACUCACCCUUGGUAUCAGCUUCUGGGCUUCUUGUGCUUCCAAAUUCAGAUCCUCUGGCGUGCUCAAGGAACACUACUUUCACCGCGAAACACCAGCCAUGGAUUGCCCUGAUAAAAAAAGGAGACUGUAAAUAUUCACAGAAGAUACAAGCUGCCCAGCGACAAGGAGCCUCGGCGGUGGUUAUUUACAACAUAGAUGGGACAGGCAACAACACUGAGCUGAUGGCCCAUUCAGAUGCCAAAGGCAUAGUUGCCAUCAUGGUUGGCAAUAUUCUAGGCACAGAAAUGGUCGACCUGGUGAAGAAUGGCUCAGAUGUGUAUGUGGCGAUCGCAGUGGCCAAACCUCACGGCCUGUGGUACAGAAGCUCAUGGGCAUACCCUCUGUCCUACACCUUGAUCGGCCUAACGACCAUGACCCUGUUCUACUUCGCUUUCCUCUUCAUCAAACGAAUGUACAGAAACCAGCAGUUCCGGAAGCAAGUGAUGGAGAUGAAGAGAGAGAAUGAAAAGGCCAUAGCAAAGUUAGAAGUGCGGACUCUGCGGACGGGCGACCCGGAGGUGGAAUCAGAGGACGUGAGCUGUGUUGUGUGCACCGACUCAUUCAAACACAAUGAAAAGGUCACCAUAUUACCCUGCAGACAUUUCUACCAUAAGAAGUGCAUUGAGCCGUGGCUGCUGGAACACCCCACCUGCCCCAUGUGUAAAUUUCACAUCCUCAAAUACAAGAUCGAUGAGGAGAGCGAUGAGCCACCUUCAUCUUCAUCUUCAUCACCAUCGAGUGACACGUUCCAUCUAGCUGUGAUCAGGACAGAGCAGCUCCACACAUCAGACAGACAAAACACAGACACUCUUGGACGUCCAUCAGACAGUGGGCCGGAGAUUCAGACACAACACAUUUAUGAGAACCUUGCAUUUGAAGAAGAAACAGAGAGAAUGGAGCAUCAGGACAUCAACAGCCAGGAUUGACACCACUGUAGUAUAACACUACUGUUUCAAAUAUUUCUGCAUGUGAACAUCACCAACAGACAACAUGUGUGCAAAGUGUCAAAAGAAGAGACAUAAUAAAAAAUAAAAAUAAAAAAAUUUACGAUAAAGAAAUAAAAUAAUAAUAAACCUAAAAUCAGA
Molecule: messenger RNA, 1388 nt
Organism: Cyprinus carpio (common carp)
Lineage: Eukaryota; Metazoa; Chordata; Actinopteri; Cypriniformes; Cyprinidae
Gene: rnf128b
Product: ring finger protein 128b
Source: RefSeq, a predicted model, not a curated record